AUGGCUUACUUCAUUGACGGCAAGGACUGCAUGAUCUCGGAAUGGAUUUUGUUGAUCCUCGCCUACGCUUUUGUUGCCGCGCGCAUCUACACGCGUCUGAUCAAGCUCCGUGAGAAGUUGAACUGGGCAGACUGGCUGUUGAUUGCCUCCGCGAUUGAUGCUUUGGGUCUGAUAAUAUGCGACACUCUCACCUACCGGAUGGGUGUGCUAGAUGAUUAUGUACCCUCUGUCAAACUUUCCAAAAUCUCGUUCUCGUCCAACUAUUUCUACGACUUCGGCAUGGGCUUCCCUAAACUCAGUAUGCUAGCUUUCUACUGGGCGUUCUUCGACUUCCACGCUAGGCCUGCGAUGCGCAAGAUGCUUUGGGGGUUCACUGGCUUCGUCAUCAUCUGCUACCUGACCAUCCUCUUCGACGACACCUUCUUCUGUGGAACACCGGUCUCAGUUCAAUGGUCCCAGGAAGACGGCGCUUGCUCUGUCUUCUAUGCGCCUGAGCCAUUCAUCCUGAACUUCACCCUCAAUCUGGCAUGCUACCUUGUGGUAUACGCCAUUCCCCUGAUUCUGCUUUCCCAGGGCAUUCUCAGGGCUUCGAAAGGCGUCACUCUUACGUUCGUGUUGGGAGGUCUGACCAUCGCGUCCAGCAUCGUGCGUUUUGUCACCCUCAAAGUGGGCACCGGGCAAGAGAAUCUCGUUUACCCUCUCAGUAUGCUCGAAAUGGCGCUCUCGAUCAUUGUUGUCGCGCUCCCCGGCCUUAAGCCACUCCUCGGAGGAAUAAGCGGCAACCACUCCGGACCACACGAUUCAGUAGAAUACCGGGAUGAAUCGAAGGCAGGCAUGGCAUAG
Molecule: messenger RNA, 843 nt
Organism: Paraphaeosphaeria sporulosa
Lineage: Eukaryota; Fungi; Ascomycota; Dothideomycetes; Pleosporales; Didymosphaeriaceae
Exons: 4
Coding region: 1-843 (280 amino acids)
Source: RefSeq, a predicted model, not a curated record